AAGGGAAGAGAGAGAGGGGGAAGAUGAUAACUGACACGGCCACAGGGCUGGUGAAGGGAAGAGAGAGAGGGGGAGAAUGCCACAGGGCUGGUGAAGGGAAGAGGGAGAACUUUUAAAGGAGAACAUUCUUCACUAAAAUUACACGAAUAAAGCGUGUUCAGACAUUUCUGAAAUCUUCAAGAUUAUUUUCCCUUUAAAGUCUCCCAAUCUGUGGUAAUCAAUCCUUCAUGGACCUGUGUUAACACACUGCCUCUUUAAGGGAAUGUGAUAAACGUCCAGACUGGUCAGUGGACCGGCAGAAUGAGUGGUCUCGGAGCUGGCAUCGACUCCUUCUACGAAUACCUUCUCAAGGUUUGUACGGAUUAUCAUUGAGCGCUGUGUACAAGGGCUCGUGUUUAUAAGACUGUUGCGUUUUGCGUGAGAACCAGUCACAAUGUUCGCAGCUGUCGUGAUGUACUGCAGCAGGAAGAUGGUCUGCAAAGCACUCCAUACUUUGUAAAUGUGGACUACUCCACAGCCAGAGCCCUCAACCACUGGAUGGAUGCCCUCUCCGCCUCAUUUGCUGCUGUUCAGGUUCUAGCUGGUGACAUAGAGGAAGCAAUAUGCACACAUGCAGUGUACUACUCCAUCUGGCGGAGGUACAGUGCCCUCCCUGAGCGGUUUGACUGGAACACCAAGUUGCCCAAUGUCAAAUUCUAUCCUCUCCGGCCGGAGCUGGUCGAAUCCACCUACCUCCUCUAUCAGGCCACUCAGAACCCAUUCUAUCUCCAUGUGGGCAGUGAUAUUCUCCACAGUCUUGAGAAAUACACAAAGACAAGUUGUGGCUAUGCCACUCUUCACGACAUCACAACCAAGACCAAGGAGGAUCGAAUGGAGAGCUUCUUUCUCAGUGAAACUUGCAAGUACCUCUACCUGUUGUUUGAUACGGACAACGUUGUCAACCGCUAUUCGGCUCAGUUUGUGUUCACGACUGAGGGCCACGUGAUUCAACUGGACCCAGCACUCAGACACAGACCGUGGGACAAAGACACGUGCCACGACUGCUUCUUGGACAACAGGAGAGCCAUUGCUAGAAUCAACGAGAGCUUUGUCAGCCACUCUUGUCCGGUGUAUGAGCAAGAGAGGAGAUAUGCCUUGCCCCUGUCUCGGCAGAGACUGGGCGAAAUAGAGGCUCUAGUCGGACUAAAGAACACACCAGCCACUCGUUCUGGGGGUGGGGGGUAGCCACUAUCUGUGUGUAUAUUCAAGUGUAGGGUUCAUUCUCAUCAGUCACUCUUGUAUUUCUAUUACGAAUCAACAGUUGUAUGAUUAUAAUUUUAGUGUGAUAUAUAGUCUACUAUAUACUGUGAAGUAA
This is a messenger RNA of Geodia barretti, 1354 nucleotides long. The record is from the annotation of a GenBank genome assembly. Lineage: Eukaryota; Metazoa; Porifera; Demospongiae; Tetractinellida; Geodiidae.